This is a messenger RNA of Epithele typhae, 1659 nucleotides long. RefSeq names its product Amidophosphoribosyltransferase. Gene Ontology annotation, biological process: purine nucleobase biosynthetic process; purine nucleotide biosynthetic process. Lineage: Eukaryota; Fungi; Basidiomycota; Agaricomycetes; Polyporales; Epitheliaceae. Gene Ontology annotation, molecular function: amidophosphoribosyltransferase activity. The record is from RefSeq and is a predicted model, not a curated record. Gene Ontology annotation, cellular component: cytoplasm. The transcript has 6 exons. The annotation marks the transcript as partial.
GUGUGCGGUAUCCUCGGGCUACUUCUCCAGGACCCGACGAUCGAUGCCGCUUCUGAGAUCUGCGAGGGCCUCUCCCUGCUCCAGCACCGCGGUCAGGACGCGUGCGGCAUCGUCACUUGCGGUCACAAGGGUCGCUUCUACCAGUGCAAGGCCAAUGGCAUGGUCAGGGAUGUCUUCGAUGCUCCCGCCCUCUCCAGGCUCCUUGGAGGCAUGGGUGUUGGCCAUGUGCGCUAUCCGACCGCGGGCAGCUCCAAUCACGCGGAGGCACAGCCGUUUUAUGUCAACUCCCCCUACGGCAUCGUCAUGGCCCACAAUGGCAACUUGAUCAACUCUCCCUCCCUUCUCCACUUUAUGGACCAUGUCGCGCACCGGCACAUCAACACUUCCUCCGACUCCGAGCUCCUCCUCAAUAUCUUCGCCGACAACCUCCAGAAAACGGGCAAGUUCCGUAUCAACGAGGAGGACAUCUUCUCUGCCAUCGGUGGGCUCAUGUCCCAAGUCAAGGGCGCGUACGCCUGCGUCGCCAUGCUCGCCGGCUUCGGUAUCAUCGCCUUCCGCGACCCCAACGGCAUCCGCCCCCUCGGCAUGGGCUCGCGCAAGGCCCUCGGUGGCGGGUCCGGCAAGGACUGGCUGUUCGCAAGCGAGAGCGUCGUGGCCGACGCGAGCAACUUCACCGAAUGGGAGGACGUAAAGCCCGGCGAGGCCGUCAUCAUCACGCGCAGUGGCGUCUCCCGCCGCCAGAUGGUCACCAACGCGCCGUUCGCACCCGACAUCUUCGAAUAUGUCUACUUUGCGCGCCCAGACAGCGUUUUGGACGGGGUCAGCGUCUACCGGAGCCGCAUGGCGAUGGGCGACGCCCUCGCGGACGAGGUGCAGCGCGUACUGGUCGAACACAAGAUUGAGGUCGACGUCGUCAUCCCCGUGCCGGACACAUCGCGCGUGGCGGCGCUCAACCUCGCGCAGAAGCUCAAGCUGCCGUACCGCGAAGGCUUCAUCAAAAACCGGUACGUCGGUAGGACGUUCAUCAUGCCCGGCCAGCAAAUGCGGCGGAAGAACGUGCGGAGGAAGCUGAACGCGAUGGCGCUCGAGUUUGCGGACAAGAACGUACUAAUCGUCGAUGAUUCGAUCGUUCGCGGCACGACCUCGAAGGAGAUUGUACAGAUGGCCAAGGACGUCGGAGCGAAGAAGGUCAUUGUCGCGAGCUGUGCGCCUCCUAUCCGGCACGUGAACGUCUACGGCAUCGACAUGCCCUCCCGCACAGAGCUCGUCGCGCACAACCGCUCCGAGGCGGACAUCGCCCGCGCGAUCGGCGCCGACCUCGUCAUCUUCCAGACCCUCCCCGACCUCAUCGCCUCCGUCCGGCAGUUCAACAGCGCGAUCCCCGCGUUCGACUGCUCCGUCUUCACCGGCGAGUACGUCACCGGCGGCGUCGACGAGAAGUACCUCGCCGCGCUCGAGCAGCUCCGCGCGGAUAAUGUCAAGUCCCAUAUGGAGGUAGGGGACCUCGGCACGAUGGAAGGCAAGGGCGCGGGCGCGGCGACGCCCAAGUCGGACGCGGCGCGCGUCGCGGAGAGUAUGGAGGUCGCGGUGGGCUGCUGCGGGCCGAUGAACGGGGCGGACAGUACGGUAGGCUUGCAUAAUACGUACUCGAUGUCGUGA